UCUUCCAGUUCUCAGGACUACAUCCAAGUAUCUUUUCAUUUCUCUUGCCUUGGAAGUGGCUUCUUUUCUAAUUAUUUAUAGCUAUGUUAGUGUCCUGAAACCAGGGUGGGUCCAGCUUCUCUAAAAUGGAUGAAGAAAUGUUAAAUCAAGUCACAUGCCAGGGUCUGAAGGAGGAAAUGAUUUUGUGCAACAUACCAAAUUUAAAUUCUGCUUUUGCUGUUUAAAUAAAAGCAAGAAGGGGAAGAGGUGAAGAAAAAGCAAAGGCAAGUGGAAACAGUUUCUCAGAGUGCUGGGUUCUUCAGGUUUUCAAUUCCUUUCUGCCCUGUUGGCUUUGACUUCAUUCUCAUUCCAUUUAGGUCUCUUAAAUGGAAUCAGGAAGAGAAGUCUACGGGACACACUGAUACUAGCCAGCAAAGCACGAUUUGCUGAAAAUGAAGAUGAGAUAAACGGGCUAGAUGCCUUUAGUUACUAAAUUCCACGGCUGGCAAACGCUACCCGUCAUUCAGCGACAACCACAAUUGCCUGGGCCUGGGUGCAGCCAUGUUUUGUCUGAGCCCUGAGAGCCUGGUUUGUGACUUCCCACUCUCCGUCGUGUGUACAGCUGUGCACUCUCUCCUACCGCACUCCCGACAGCUCCCGAACACGCACGAAGAAAAGGGAGCGAACACAACUGCUCCAAAGCAGGCAUUAGUUUUUCUUCCUGCUGCCUACCCAGAAGCUCAGACUAAGAACUCGGCGCGCUUCGCUGCGCGACACCAUGGACAGCUCUUCAGGCGCCACCCGGUUGGCCCGGCCUGCCGACCGUCCCGAGCCCUCCCCUCGCCGGUCCAGCCGGUGGAGGCGGCAGGGGGUGGUCCCGACGCGCGGCCGGGCACGUAUCGACACCCGGCCCCCACAGCUUCUCCCCGGAGUCCCUCCCCGGCGCUCACGCUCUCCAGAGCCCACGCGACGGGGCCAGGGAGGCCGGAUCCUCCCUCUCCCGGCAUCCCCGGCGGUGGGACCUGCAGCCGCGGCCGGGAGGACACGCCACCGGAGGCGAAGCUCGCCCAGGUGGAGGCGGCGGCAGCCGGCAGAAGCCAGACACCUUCUGGCCGACCAGAGUGGGCGGAACCUCCCUCCUCACGACCCGCCCACUCCCCGCGAAGGGCGGGUCUUCCGCCCUCAGCCGCGGCGCAAUGCGGAAGAGAUGGGCUUGUUGGAGCGGAAGUGACGCUUCCGGCGGCUGUGGCGGCGGCGGCUGCAGGAGGAGGAGGAGGAGCCGGAAGAAGAGGGCUGCCUCUGAAGAAAGGAGAAUGGCGUUCAGCAAAGGAUUUCGGAUCUAUCACAAAUUGGACCCCCCACCUUUCAGCCUCAUAGUGGAAACUAGGCAUAAGGAAGAAUGUCUCAUGUUCGAGUCUGGGGCUGUAGCCGUGCUCUCAUCUGCAGAAAAAGAGGCAAUCAAGGGUACAUACUCCAAAGUACUGGAUGCAUAUGGACUCUUAGGUGUUUUACGAUUAAAUCUUGGAGAUACUAUGUUACAUUAUCUGGUCCUAGUCACGGGAUGUAUGUCUGUUGGAAAAAUUCAAGAAUCUGAAGUGUUCCGAGUUACUUCCACUGAGUUUAUAUCACUCCGUAUCGAUUCUUCAGAUGAAGAUCGCAUUUCAGAAGUGCGAAAAGUUUUGAAUUCAGGAAACUUUUAUUUUGCCUGGUCUGCCUCUGGCAUCAGUUUAGAUCUGAGUCUUAAUGCACAUCGUAGCAUGCAAGAACAGACAACUGAUAAUAGAUUUUUCUGGAAUCAGUCUUUACAUUUGCAUCUCAAGCACUAUGGUGUGAAUUGUGACGACUGGUUAUUACGCCUCAUGUGUGGAGGAGUAGAAAUCAGAACAAUUUAUGCUGCUCAUAAACAGGCAAAGGCUUGCCUCAUUUCAAGAUUAAGCUGUGAACGAGCUGGGACUAGGUUUAAUGUUCGGGGAACAAAUGAUGAUGGUCACGUUGCCAAUUUUGUAGAAACAGAACAGGUUGUGUACUUAGAUGACUCUGUUUCUUCCUUCAUACAAAUCCGAGGAUCUGUUCCAUUGUUCUGGGAGCAACCAGGGUUGCAAGUGGGAUCUCAUCGUGUCCGUAUGUCAAGGGGAUUUGAAGCUAAUGCACCUGCUUUUGACAGGCAUUUUAGAACACUUAAGAAUUUAUAUGGUAAACAAAUAAUAGUAAAUUUGCUUGGAUCCAAGGAAGGUGAACAUAUGCUCAGUAAGGCUUUCCAGAGUCAUUUGAAAGCUUCUGAACAUGCUGCUGAUAUCCAGAUGGUGAAUUUUGACUAUCAUCAAAUGGUUAAAGGAGGAAAGGCAGAAAAAUUACAUAGUGUUCUUAAACCUCAAGUCCAGAAGUUUCUAGAUUAUGGAUUUUUUUAUUUCAAUGGAAAUGAAGUUCAAAGAUGCCAGAGUGGUACUGUUCGAACAAACUGCUUGGAUUGUCUUGAUAGAACAAAUAGUGUGCAAGCAUUUCUUGGCUUAGAGAUGCUAGCUAAACAGAUGGAAGCUCUUGGCUUAGCUGAAAAGCCUCAGUUGGUGACCCGCUUUCAAGAAGUUUUUCGGUCAAUGUGGUCUGUGAAUGGUGAUUCAAUCAGUAAGAUAUAUGCCGGGACUGGAGCUCUUGAAGGGAAGGCUAAGGCUGGAAAGUUAAAAGAUGGUGCUCGUUCUGUUACCAGAACAAUUCAGAAUAACUUCUUUGACAGCUCCAAGCAAGAGGCCAUUGAUGUUUUGCUACUAGGAAAUACUCUAAAUAGUGAUUUAGCUGACAAAGCUCGAGCUCUUUUAACUACUGGAAGCUUGCGUGUUUCUGAACAGACAUUACAGUCAGCAUCUUCUAAAGUACUAAAGAGCAUGUGUGAGAAUUUCUACAAGUAUUCAAAGCCCAAGAAAAUUCGAGUAUGUGUCGGGACCUGGAAUGUGAAUGGUGGAAAGCAGUUUCGCAGCAUAGCUUUUAAGAAUCAGACACUCACUGACUGGCUUCUUGAUGCACCCAAGUUAGCUGGCAUCCAGGAGUUUCAAGAUAAAAGAAGUAAGCCAACUGAUAUAUUUGCAAUUGGUUUUGAAGAAAUGGUAGAGUUGAAUGCUGGAAACAUUGUGAAUGCAAGCACAACAAAUCAGAAGCUCUGGGCUGUGGAACUUCAGAAGACAAUCUCCAGAGACAACAAGUAUGUGCUGCUGGCUUCUGAACAGUUGGUGGGCGUCUGUCUGUUUGUCUUUAUCAGACCCCAGCAUGCUCCUUUUAUCAGGGAUGUUGCCGUUGAUACUGUGAAGACUGGAAUGGGAGGUGCAACUGGAAAUAAGGGAGCCGUUGCAAUCCGAAUGCUGUUCCAUACAACCAGCCUUUGCUUUGUCUGUAGCCACUUUGCUGCAGGGCAGUCACAAGUCAAAGAAAGAAAUGAAGAUUUUGUAGAAAUAGCACGAAAAUUGAGUUUUCCUAUGGGAAGGAUGCUGUUUUCCCAUGACUAUGUAUUUUGGUGUGGUGAUUUCAACUAUCGAAUCGAUCUCCCUAAUGAAGAAGUUAAAGAGCUCAUAAGACAGCAGAAUUGGGAUUCUCUUAUAGCAGGAGAUCAACUUAUCAAUCAGAAAAAUGCUGGACAGAUUUUUAGAGGAUUUUUAGAGGGAAAAGUAACCUUUGCUCCGACAUAUAAAUAUGAUUUAUUUUCUGACGACUAUGACACCAGUGAAAAGUGCCGUACCCCUGCAUGGACAGACCGUGUCCUCUGGAGAAGAAGAAAAUGGCCUUUUGAUAGAUCAGCUGAAGAUCUAGAUCUUCUGAAUGCUAGUUUUCAAGAUGGAAGCAAAGUCCUUUAUACAUGGACUCCUGGUACCUUGCUGCACUAUGGAAGAGCUGAGCUGAAGACUUCUGACCAUAGGCCUGUCGUUGCCCUGAUUGAUACAGAUAUAUUUGAAGUUGAAGCUGAAGAAAGGCAAAACAUUUAUAAAGAAGUAAUUGCAGUUCAGGGUCCACCAGAUGGUACAGUAUUGGUCUCAAUCAAAAGUUCUUUACCAGAAAACAAUUUUUUUGAUGAUGCCUUGAUUGAUGAGCUCCUGCAGCAGUUUGCAAAUUUUGGUGAAGUUAUACUCAUAAGAUUUGUAGAAGAUAAAAUGUGGGUCACAUUUUUGGAAGGAAGCUCUGCCUUGAAUGUUCUGAGCCUAAAUGGUAAAGAGUUAUUGAAUCGGACUAUAACUAUUACUUUAAAAAGUCCAGACUGGAUCAAAAAUUUGGAAGAAGAAAUGAGUUUAGAGAAAAUUAGCAUUGCAUUGCCAUCAUCAACGAGCUCUACCCUGCUUGGUGAAGAUGCGGAGGUCACAGCAGAUUUUGAUAUGGAAGGUGAUGUUGAUGACUAUAGUGCAGAAGUGGAGGAACUUCUUCCUCAGCAUCUCCAGCCAUCUUCAAGUUCUGGCCUUGGCACUUCUCCGAGCUCUUCACCCCGAACCAGUCCCUGCCAGUCACCUACAAUGUCAGAGGUUCCUGUACCUUCCCUUCCUGUCAGACCAAGCCGAGCACCAUCAAGAACUCCUGGGCCUCCAAGUGCACAGAGUUCUCCUGUUGACACUCAGCCAGCAGCUCCGCUGCAGCAGAAAGAUGCUGCCCAGCCCCUGGAGCCCAAGCGACCACCACCUCCCCGUCCAGUUGCUCCCCCCACGCGUCCUGCUCCCCCGCAGAGGCCUCCUCCACCUUCAGGGGCUAGGAGUCCUGCACCUGCUAGAAAAGAAUUUGGAGGUGUUGGAGCCCCUCCCAGUCCUGGGGUGGCUAGGAGAGAGAUGGAAGCACCCAAAAGCCCUGGAACAACACGGAAAGAUAUAGGACGCAAUCAGCCUUCACCUCAAGCAGGACUUGUAGGCCCAGGACCUGCUGGAUACGCUGCAGCCAGACCGAUAAUUCCGCCCCGUGCUGGAGUUAUCAGUGCCCCCCAGAGCCAUGCACGAGCAGCUGCUGGCAGACUGACUCCUGAAAGCCAAAGCAAGCCCUCAGAAGCAGCCAAAGGCUCAGCUUUCCUUCCUGAACCACUGAAGCCUCAGGCUGCUCCUUCUCCGCAGUCUUCUCUGCCCCCACCUGCUCAAAGGUUGCAGGAGCCUCUUGUCCCUGUGGCAGCACCUAUGCCUCAGUCUGGCCUGCAGCCAAAUUUGGAAACCCCACCACAACCACCGCCUCGGAGCAGGUCAUCUCAUAGCUUGCCUUCAGAAGCUCCAUCACAGCCGCAAGUAAAAACAAAUGGAGUCUCCGGUGUCAAAGGAGAAUCAGCAUUAAAGGGUGACCCAUUUGAAGAUCUAUCACUUAAUCUGCUUGCUGUAUCAAAGGCUCAGCUAUCUGUUCAAAUGUCACCUGUUUUAACCCCAAACCCAAAGAGGUUGAUUCAGUUGCCUUCUGCAACACAAAGUAAUGUUAAUACUUUGAGUUCUGUAAGCUGCAUGCCAACAAUGCCUCCAAUUCCAGCUCGGAGUAAAUCCCAGGAAAAUAUGCGAAGUUCUUCAAACCCAUUUAUUACCAGCUUGACCAGCACUGAUCCUUUCAGUGACAGGACUGCUACUCCUGGAAACCCAUUUAGAACUGAAUCUCAAGAAUUAGAGGCAACUUCAUGGUUCUCCAAAGAAGAGCCUGUUACGAACAGUCCUUUCCCUUCUCUGAAGCCUCUUCGUCAUAAUAAAAGCAAGCCUGCAUCGUCACUUGAUGACUUUAAGGACAGUUUUGAUCUGCAGGGCCAGUCUACAGUAAAAAUUAGCAACCCAAAAGGAUGGGUAACCUUCGAGGAAGAAGAGGACUUUGGUAUGAAAGGGAAAUCAAAGUCAGCUUGUCCAGACUUACUGGCUAAUCAACCACGUUCAUUUUCUGGCUCCAACGUGACAUUGGAUGAUGACUGGAAUAAAGAUACAAAUGUUUCUUUCUGUGUGUUGCCAUCAAGAAGACCACCUCCACCUCCUGUCCCUGUGCUCCCACCUGGCACUAGCCCUCCAGUAGAUCCUUUCACAACCUUGGCAUCUAAGGCAUCACCCACGCUAGACUUUACAGAAAGAUAAUGUCAUAUGAUAGAAAACAGUUGGUUUUUUUGUUUUGUUUUGUUUUUAUAGUUUUGGCAGGGUAGAGCCAAAAGAAUUGGGCAUUAGUUAUUCAUUAUGUGCAAUAAUAUGUAAUUGUUAAGUGCACUGAUAUCUUCAUGAAAUACCACUAUUUGAUGUAUACAGAGUUGGAAUAUGUGUAUAUCAGAAAUAAGGAAAAAUCCUCAUUAUUAACUGGAGUUUUGGUGUGUUUCUCUUCAGAUGAAUAGGAGACAGUAGUAGCCAUAAAAAGUGUUUAAAACUAUUUUAGCAAAUAGUCCUUAUUCAGAAAUUUUUUGUCAGUCUUCUCUGAAGAAUCUCAAAAAGCCCAUGCAACUUUUAGCUGACAUUACCGUCAGUCCUUUCGUACUUGUUAACAAUUGGUAUUUAUGAGUAUUUACCAAAGAGCUGCCAAAGUUAUAGUGAAACAGUUUUGAAAGGCAUUGCUUUAUUCAAAAGUAUGUGUGUAUGUAUGCAUAUACAUAUAUACACAUUUACAUGUUUAUAAAACUCAUAAUUUAAGUUCUAGGAUAUCAGUCAGACCAAAUUUUACCUAAAAGUUCUAACAAAGUCCUCUUUUCAAUAUCUUCUUACCAACAGAUGGCUGCAAAUGUAAUUUGAACACUUCAUUAAUUUUAUUUCCAACAAGAAUAAUUUCACUACAUAACUGGCAUUUUCUACCCUUGCACACCCUUCAGAUACACACAAUCUUGUUACUUUCCACUCUAGCACCUCCAUGUGCUUUUCUCUGGGAGGAGGUUCAAAAUAUGCUGGAAGCAGCAUAUUUUGUGGUCAUUAUCAUAUGGAUGGAUAUUCUAGCCCUCUCCAAAAAGCACUAAAGCCUUAUAUGCAAGGAAGGCACAGACCACCAAGUUAAGUGAGAAAUAUUAGAGCUAAUUGUACUCGUUUCUCUGUGUACAUUCAGGUACAUGGUGGCCGUUUCCCUCCCACACUUUUCUUUUUGCUGCUUUUGCUUUGGAUCCUUGCUUUUAGCAGGGAAAGCAGCCAUCUUCAGAGUGCUUUGAAUUGAGGAUAUACCCAGUGCGUGUUCUCUCCCCCUUAGGAGGCUACAUAAACACAUCUAUGAUGCUGCUUUAAGUUUUUAGAGGCUAUACCUCAAAUUAGCUGUGGAUUUUGUCUCCUGCACUGCCAAUAUGCAACUGAUCCUGCUUUUAUUAAUUUUAUGAAGAAGUACACAGAAUUUUUACAGAAUGUAGUAUUUUGAUAUCAUUAAGUAAACCAAUCAGAAAACAACUUGAGCAAUAGUUGUUUUGUCAGUUUAAGUUAAAAACAUCUAUACCCAUGAAGACUUACAUUAAUGUUCCUUUUAUAUAAAGAGUUGUAUAUUUCCACCUAAAUUCCUAUGUCCACAUUUAACCUUUAAAGAUGUGCAUUGAGGAAAUAUCAAAAAAUAGAGUUCAUGGCUAAGAGUAAGUAAAAGGUAAAAGCACAGCAAACUGCAUUGCACUAACAUAAAGCAAAUAUAUUAGGAAAACACUUUUCUAAAAGCUCAAAUGUUAUCAAAAUACUAUAUUUAUAGAAGUAAUCCUCUCUGUUAACAGCCAGUAUUUGCUGUUAGAAAUAACUCCUGUGAGUUUUAUAUUGUGCUUUUUGGAGGUUCUAAUCAUUUCAGCAGUAGUAUCUUUUAAACAGCAGUAUUACUAUAAGCAGUAUGCUUCAAAAUGUGAAUUAACUUGUUGAAAUCGUGGCUUUAACAUCUAUGUGACUAGUGUAUACAGUAUUUGCUCUCCAUUAGCAAAAUAAUUUGUUGUUAGGUAAACUUCACUAGUGCAAAUUGCAGUUCUGUGAGCAAUGUUUCCUAUUGAAUAUAUACUACUGUCUAAAGUAUACAUAUCAGCAGCAGCUCAGCCUUUAUCAGGAAAAUUAUAUUUGGCAAGUUGCUGAAAAUGCACAGAGUUAUGAAAGUUAAAGGUAUGCUGCAAAUAACUAGCCAUUAUUCUGUGUAUUAUUAAAUAUUUAGCAGUUCUGUUAAAAGCAGAGCAGAAGUUAGACACUAAGGAUCUCUUUGUGAAUUCUUUGUUCUCUAUAGUAGAUUGCUGUUUAUAUGUAAGAAUUUUAUUGCUUAUGUGGCAUACAAUAUUUAUAACUAUAUACUUUAUAGAAGUACAGUAUUAAAGUCAGUGAUAUACAGACAUGUACAUAUCCUGUGAAAUGUGCUGUCGUGUGAAAUAAAUAUACCUGUCUUUACCGUGCUGA
This is a messenger RNA of Microcebus murinus (gray mouse lemur), 8261 nucleotides long. It is a transcript of the gene SYNJ1, whose product is annotated as synaptojanin 1. Lineage: Eukaryota; Metazoa; Chordata; Mammalia; Primates; Cheirogaleidae. Gene Ontology annotation, biological process: phosphatidylinositol dephosphorylation; synaptic vesicle endocytosis. Gene Ontology annotation, molecular function: RNA binding; SH3 domain binding; phosphatidylinositol-4,5-bisphosphate 5-phosphatase activity. The record is from RefSeq and is a predicted model, not a curated record. Gene Ontology annotation, cellular component: presynapse; perinuclear region of cytoplasm.